AUGCACUGUCAUAAUUCUAACCUAGAAUUCUAUCAUGUGUUUUCACAGAAAAAUCAAAACAAACAAAAAAUUGCCAAAAAAUCCUCCAACAAUGUUUUAAUUAAUAAAAAAACCUAACAUGAACUAUCUAAGAAAACUGAAACCAAUCCUGGUGUAUUCAGGUACGAGGCACCUAACCGGUCCCAAAAGAAAAUACCCCAUAAACACAACCCUAGCAGACCAGUUGCCCAUUUUUGAAGGAAAAACCAGCAAAAGAGCCUAUAAACGUGUAUUCUCCUGGGGCAACGCCCAAACCGGAGCACUCGGAAUCAUAAAAUUACUAGAAAAGAAAACUGUCGCAUUAAAAUUCCCUAAGAGGGUAGGUUUUGGGGAGGCAUUUGAAGUGGUGACUGCGGCAGCUGGAUUUGGAUUCUCUGCCUUUGGUGUCAAUAGUGACACUGAUGUAAAACUGUAUGGCUGUGGUAUCAAUACAGAUUCCCAAAUAGGUUAUCAUGAAAGGAGAACGGGGCAUCCACUGGGGCUGAUAUUUCAGCCUCGGCCAAUUUCGUUACCUUUUACAAACCCUCGUAAGACAAGAGUGUUGAAAUUAGCAGCUGGUAGGGCUCAUUUGGUCGUUUUGACUGAUGAAGGUCUGUACACUUUAGGAAACAAUGCGUAUGGUCAAUGUGGCCGAACAGUAAUCCCAAAUGAAGACUACAUUAAAAGUAACCACAUAAAUCAUAUAGAAACUGUACAUGGCAAAAGAAUUAUAGAUAUAGAAUGUGGACAGGAUCAUACUCUGGCUUUAGCAGAAGAUGGCUCAGUGUUUUCUUGCGGCUGGGGAGCUGAUGGGCAAACAGGCCUAGGGCACUUUAAGAACACUGAUAGAUUUGAAAAAGUGAAGGGGGACAUUGUCGGUGAAAAAAUAAUAAAACUCUCAAGCAGAUCUGAUUUUGUGUUAGCCCUAAGUGACCGAGGGGAAGUUUUUGGCUGGGGUAAUAAUGAAUAUGGACAAAUAUCACUUGAAAAUGAUGAACAACAGCUGUCAAAUCCAGUUCAUUUAAAAAAUAUAUCAAAGCUAGGUAAAAUGACAAAUGUUGCUAGUGGUGGCUGCUCGUGUCUAGUGGUUAACCAAGUAGGAGAAGUUUUUUCUUGGGGCUAUGGACUGCUAGGUCUGGGCCCUAAUGUAGCACUAUCAAAAGAGCCUCUGAAAAUUCCAGAAACGCUGUUCGGUCAAAAUGAUUUUAGCCCUAAUACUAAAGUGGUUAAAAUUAAGUGUGGAUUAAAUUAUUUUGCUGCCAUAACUAAUACAGGAGACCUUUAUAUGUGGGGAAGAAAUAGGGGAUGUGCUUUGGGGUUCGGAGAUGAAAAGGAUCAAUUCUUUCCUUUAAAAGUGGCUAUCGGUGGGAUUGUUGAAAAUGUGUUUUGUGGAUUGGAUCAUACCAUUGCCCUUUGUAAACCUUUUAUUUAAAUUUGUUGGGAAAGUUAAAUGUAAGUUUUAAAAACUAUAAAAGUGACUGAUUUGUGAUGUUAAAAAGAGUUAAUUUUUUUAAUAUAGGUGGUCAAAUCUU
Molecule: messenger RNA, 1550 nt
Organism: Anthonomus grandis grandis
Lineage: Eukaryota; Metazoa; Arthropoda; Insecta; Coleoptera; Curculionidae
Product: RCC1-like G exchanging factor-like protein
Exons: 1
Coding region: 119-1450 (443 amino acids)
Source: RefSeq, a predicted model, not a curated record